Molecule: messenger RNA, 609 nt
Organism: Arabis nemorensis
Lineage: Eukaryota; Viridiplantae; Streptophyta; Magnoliopsida; Brassicales; Brassicaceae
Source: the annotation of a GenBank genome assembly
AUGACCUCGCUACUCCUCCUCAGAACCCUUCCGCUCCUCCACAACGGUUUUCUCAAUCACCGUCAUCAAAUUAGAAUCGCAGCGGCUGGAUUCCUCUCUCACCGUCGGCGUCUAUGGUGUUCUCUUGCUGAUAAACCACAGUUUCGCGAGGAUGAUUCACCGGCGGAGGGAUCCGCGACGGCGAUGAACUCGACGCCGCUUGUUGAUGAUAACUGGCGUUUAGAAGAUCCUGAUUAUCGGAAAUGGAAGAAUCUAGAGGCGGAGAUUCUGAGAGAUAUUGAACCUAUAGCUCUUCUCGCUAAAGAUAUUCUUCAUUCGGAUAGGUAUUUGGAUGGAGAACGGCUAGAAUUUGAGGAUGAGAAAAUUGUAAUUGAAAAGCUUCUUGCUUAUCACCCCUACUCCAAAGACAAAAUUGGCUGCGGUCUUGAUUUUAUAAUGGUUGACCGGCAUCCUCAGUUCAGGCACUCGAGGUGCCUCUUUGUUGUGAGAACAGAUGGUGGAUGGAUAGAUUUCUCGUACCAGAAAUGUCUUCGAGCCUAUGUCCGAGAUAAGUACCCGUCUCACGCUGAGAGAUUUAUUCGUGAACAUUUUAAGCGUGCUAGUAGUUAA